AUGAAGUCCGCAUUGGCCAUCAUUAUGUCUCUGGCGUUUGGGUCCGUAUUCGCAGCUGCAGUUCCCAUCGAUUCAGCAAGCGUUAAUGUUGUUGAACGUCGCGAAGCCAAUGCAGAAGGCGAGAAGAAGAGGCGGGAGGCGGUGGCGGACGAUCCUAAUCUUAGAAACUAUCGACUCGAAUACUACACUCAAGACCUUGCGGCUGUCGAGAAGGAAUAG
Sphaerulina musiva SO2202 is the source of this 219-nucleotide messenger RNA. RefSeq lists its product as uncharacterized. The transcript is spliced from 3 exons. Lineage: Eukaryota; Fungi; Ascomycota; Dothideomycetes; Mycosphaerellales; Mycosphaerellaceae. The record is from RefSeq and is a predicted model, not a curated record. The coding region runs from base 1 to 219 and encodes 72 amino acids.